Messenger RNA from Pelmatolapia mariae (spotted tilapia), 4337 nucleotides. RefSeq names its product NLR family CARD domain-containing protein 3-like. Bases 426 to 4025 code for a protein of 1199 amino acids. Gene Ontology annotation, molecular function: protein binding. Lineage: Eukaryota; Metazoa; Chordata; Actinopteri; Cichliformes; Cichlidae. Gene Ontology annotation, biological process: intracellular signal transduction. The transcript is spliced from 13 exons. The record is from RefSeq and is a predicted model, not a curated record.
ACAACAAUAUCAAGAUCAGUGAUUGGCCUGAGGGUUUCAACUUUGCCCUCAAUGUUUCCUGUAGAGGUGAAAUGCUCAACAUUUGAUGUGUAAAUGUUACUAGUUGUCAGGAAUGAGGAGGUUUAUUUGUUCUCAGCUUUGUUUAGGGUGUUCCAGUCAGAGCAUGAAGUUAUUGCAAGUUAAUUAUUGAAGCCAUAUUACAAUGUAUCAGCUGAUUUUCGACCUAUGAGCUACAGCUUAAGACUUGUUUGAAGUGUUUAAUGAGUCUGUAGAGGGAUAACAGAGAUGAUUCGGGGAUUUUCUUUUUUUCUUGACACAGACGUCGUGAAGACACCAGAGAGCUGAAUAACGAAGAAGCUAAUGGGAGAAACGCAGAGUGAAGGUAGAAAGUGUGUGUGAGCUGAUGUGGAUGUGAAUUCAGCAGCAUGGAUCAGUGUGAGGACAGAGAGGAGGGAGUCCCUCCCUCUAAAACCACUCUGUGUGGGGAACAUGAGAGCCAGACCAAAGCUCAGAGGAACCGACCUGGACCUGAACCCAGCUGUGUGUCCUUAAAGAGUGACGGGUCAAAAAAUCGCCUCAUUUAUUUUAAAGGACAAAAAUCAUCUGCAGAGAGGACCUAUGGGAGACCUGAACCAAGCAGUGUAUCUUUAAAGAGUGAUGGGUCAAAAAAUCGCCUCAUUUAUUUCAAAGGACAAAAAUCAUCUCCUGCAGAGAGGAUCUAUCGGAAACCUGCAGAACUUAGAUCUGACACAAGCAGGGUAUCUUUAAAAAGUGACGAGUCUAAAGAUCGCCUUAUUUAUUUUAAAGGACAAAAAUCAUCUCCUGCAGAAAGACUGGACCAGGACAAUUCAGAGGUUUCUAGUGGUCAUUUUGUCCAGCAGGAUCAAAAACAGCUGGACUCCAUAUUUAUGCUGUUAGAGGACAACAUCAUCACGUUUGUGAAGAAUGAACUGAAGAAGAUGCAUGAGAUUUUGAGUCCAGAUUAUUUAGAGAUGGAAGAAGAUGAUAUGUCGAAGGAUGACAAUAAAAAUCAGAGGAGUAAAAGCAGAGAGGCAUUUGUGACAAUUGUGUUACACUUUUUGAAGAGAAUAAAGCAGGAAGAGCUGGCUGACCAUCUGCAGAGCAAAAUGUUUGCUCCACUUUGUCAAUGUAAACUUAAAUCUACUUUGAACAAAAAGUUCCAGUCUGUGUUUGAGGGGAUCGCUAAAGCAGGAAACUCAACACUUCUGAAUCAGAUCUACACAGAGCUCUACAUCACAGAGGGAGGGACUGCAGAGGUCAAUGAUGAACAUGAAGUCAGACAGAUUGAAACAACAUCCAGGAAAGCAGACAAACCAAACACAACAAUCAGACUAGACAACAUCUUCAAAACUUCACCUGGAAUAGAUGAACCAAUCAGAACAGUGCUGACAAAGGGAGUGGCUGGCAUUGGGAAAACAGUCCUAACACAGAAGUUCACUCUUGACUGGGCUGAAGAAAAAUCCAACCAGGACAUCCAGUUCAUAUUUCCAUUUACUUUCAAGGAGUUGAAUGUGCUGAAAGAGGAAAAGUUCAGCUUGGUGGAACUUGUUCAUCACUUCUUUACUGAAACCAAAGAAUCAGGAAUCUGCAGCUUUGAAGACUUCCAGGUUUUGUUCAUCUUUGAUGGUCUGGAUGAAUGUCGACUUCCUCUGGACUUCCACAAAACUAAAAUACUAACUGACUCCAGAAAAUCCACCUCAGUGGAUGUGCUGCUGACAAACCUCAUCAAGGGGAACCUGCUUCCCUCUGCUCACAUCUGGAUAACCACGCGACCUGCAGCAGCCAAUCAGAUCCCUCCUGAGUGUGUUGACAUGGUGACAGAGGUCAGAGGGUUCACUGACCCACAGAAGGAGGAGUACUUCAGGAAGAGAUUCAGAGACAAGAAGCAGGCUUCUAGGAUCAUCUCUCACAUCAAAACAUCACGAAGCCUCCACAUCAUGUGCCACAUCCCAAUCUUCUGCUGGAUCAAUGCUACGGUUCUGGAGGAUGUUCUGAAAACAAAAGAACAUAGAGACAUGCCCCUAACCUUGACUGAGUUGUACAUCCACUUCCUGGUGGUUCAGGCCAAAGUGAAGAAGGUCAAGUAUGAUGGAGGAGCUGAGACAGAUCAACACUGGAGUCCAGAGAGCAGGAAGAUGGUUGAGUGUCUAGGAAAACUAGCUUUUGAACAGCUGCAGAAAGGAAACCUGAUCUUCUAUGAAUCAGACCUGACAGAGUGUGGCAUCGAUGUCAGAGCAGCAUCAGUGUACUCAGGAGUGUUCACAGAGAUCUUUAAAGAGGAGAGAGGACUGUACCAGGACAAGGUGUUCUGCUUUGUCCAUCUGAGCAUUCAGGAGUUUCUGGCUGCUCUUUAUGUCCACCUGACGUUCUUCAACUUCUGUGUCAAUCUGCUAGAAGGAGAAACCUCUGCAUGGUCUAAAGCAUUUCAUAAACUCAAACUCCAAAACUGUGGUGGACAAUUUCUUCACAAGAGUGCUGUGGACAAGGCCUUAGAGAGUCCAAAUGGACACCUGGAUUUGUUCCUCCGUUUCCUCCUGGGUCUUUCAUUGCAGUCCAAUCAAACCCUUCUACGAGGUCUACUGACACAGACAGGAAUGAGCUCAGAGACCAAUCAACAGACAGUCCAGUACAUCAAGAAAAAGAUCAAUGAGAAUCUGUCUGUAGAGAAAAGCAUCAACCUGUUCCACUGCCUGAAUGAACUACAUGAUCGUGCUCUAGUUGGGGAGCUCCAACAGUCUCUGAGUAUGGGAAGUCUUUCCACAGAGAAACUGUCUCCUGCUCAGUGGUCAGCUCUGGUCUUCAUCUUAUUGACAUCAGAAAAAGAUCUGGAUGUUCUUGAUCUGAAGAAAUAUUCUGCUUCAGAGGACGCUCUUCUGAGGCUGCUGCCUGUGCUCAAAGCAUCUAAGAAAGCUCUGCUGAAUAACUGUAACUUGACAGAGAGAAGCUGUGAAGCUCUUUCUCUGUCUCUUAAAGUAGAAGGCUGUGAGCUGAGAACUCUGGACCUGAGCAAUAACAAUCUGCAGGAUUCAGGCGUAAAUCUGUUGAUAGCUGGAAUGGAGAGUAUGCACUGUAAAUUAGAGAAACUCAGACUGAGCACUUGUAACCUUUCAGAGAAAAGCUGUGGAACUAUGUCGUCAGUUCUCAGUCUCCAGUUCUCUAGUCUGAGAGAGAUGGACCUGAGCAACAACAACCUGAGGGAUACUGGAGUAAAGGCUUUGUCGGCUGGACUAAGAAGUCCACACUGUAAAUUGGAAACACUCAGGCUGUCGGGCUGUCUGAUAACAGAAGAAGGUUGUACUUUUCUGGCCUCAGAUCUGAGGUCUAAUUCCUCCUGUCUCAGAGAGCUGGACCUGAGCUACAAUCAUCCAGGGGAGACAGGCAUGAAUCUGUUGAAGCAGCUGAGACUUGGCACUCUCAGGGUGGAGCCUGCUGGAGUCCGAUGGCUGAAACCAGGAAGUCUGAGGAAGUAUUCCUGUCAACUCACAAUCGACACAAACACAGUACACAGAAAACUCAAACUGUCUGACAACAGGAAGGUGAGACAAGCAAAGGAAGUUCAUUCAUAUCCUGAUCAUCCAGACAGAUUUGAACGGCCUCAGCUGCUGUGUAAAGAUGGUCUGACUGGCUGUUGUUACUGGGAGGUCGAGUGGAACGGAAAAGUUGAGAUAUCAGUGAGUUACAGAGGAAUCACAAGGAGACGAGACAAUGACUGUUUGUUUGGAUGGAGUGAUCAGUCCUGGAGUCUGAGCUGCUGUGAUGAUGGCCGCUACUCCGCCUGGCACAAUAAGAAAUCAACAUCUAUCUCUGCCGCCUCCUCCUCCUCCUCUGUCUCUAACAAAGUAGCAGUGUAUGUGGACUGUCCUGCUGGCACUCUGUCCUUCUACAGAGUCUCCUCUGACACUUUGAUCCACCUCCACACCUUCAACACCACAUUCACUGAACCUCUUUAUCCUGGGUUUGGAAUCUGGUCCUCUGGUUCCUCAGUGACUCUGUGUGUAGUUUAGCAUAAUAGUGUCCUAACAGAUAGUUUAGUCUGUACAUGUCGGUCUCUUUCAUUUUGAAACAUGUUUUCAGAUUUAUGGAUUCAGCUGAUGUUUUAAACUGUUCUAAAUGAUUUUUUGUAAACUUCUUUCCUGGCUUUGUAAGUUUGUUGAGCAGCCAGGGUUCAUCUUGAUAUUUAUUUUUACUUUUGUUAGUGUAGUAGAUUUUAACGUGUCUGUGGUCAAAUUUGGAGAAUUAAAUGGUCCUUUAGAACCUAGAUAUACAGUUAGUCAGUUACCAAUACUGAACAUUGUUUUACUCUGUUGUGGUAAAGA